AUGGGUGGAGUUAACUUCAGAAGUCUCACAUUUAUGAUUUUAAUUGCAUUUUUUGUAUGGUGUUCAAGUAUUGAAACAUGCAUUGCUAGAAGAGGCAAGCACUGGAGGCAGAGCAGGUAUGCUGCUGCACUAUCUAAGAAGAAAGGAGGAAGUCAUGGUCAUCGCAAUUACCACAAUGGAGGAUCAAAGCCUAAACCUCCUCCUCCCCAGUCCCACAAAGCUACUCCAUCUCCUAAACCUAAAGAAGAAGUCCCCCCUUCAACUCCUUCACCCCACGGCGGUUACAGCUAUGAUCAGCAGUCUACCGUAUUCAAUGUCCUAGAUUUUGGCGCUAAAGGUGAUGGGAAAUCUGAUGAUACUAAGGCAUUUCAAGACACAUGGGCAGCUGCAUGUAAAGUGGAGGCAUCAACUGUUGUCGUUCCAGCCGAAUUUGUGUUUCUUGUAGGACCCAUUUCAUUUUCUGGUCCAUACUGUCAAGCAAACAUUGUGUUUCAGCUGGAUGGCACAAUUAUUGCUCCGACUGAUGCUCGACCCUGGGGAAAAGGUCUUCUGCAGUGGCUUGAAUUUACAAAGCUGAAAGGUAUAGCAAUUCAAGGAAAAGGCAUCCUUGAUGGAAGAGGCUCAGGGUGGUGGCAAGAUGCCCCGUAUGAAGAUCCCUAUGAUGAUGAAAGAAAACUCAUAAUUCCAUUAAACAGCACAGUUCAAGAAAGGCCACCAAUGCCGGUCAGAAAUGAACUCAGUGGAAAAAUGCCGAGCAUCAAACCAACUGCACUUAGGUUUUAUGGGAGUUUUAACGUGACAGUCACGGGCAUAACAAUUCAAAACAGUCCUCAAUGCCAUCUCAAGUUCGAUAAUUGCAUGGGAGUUGUGGUGCACGAUAUUACCGUCUCAUCUCCUGGGGACAGUCCUAAUACAGAUGGAAUUCACCUACAGAACUCCAAUGAUGUGCUAAUUCAUAGCAGUAAUCUCGCCUGUGGAGAUGACUGUGUUUCCAUACAAACAGGGUGCUCAAAUGUCUACAUACACAAUGUGAACUGUGGACCAGGGCAUGGAAUAAGCAUUGGAAGCUUAGGAAGGGAUAAUACUAAAGCCUGUGUCUCAAACAUCACUGUCAGGGAUAUCGUUAUGCAUAACACAAUGAAUGGUGUCAGAAUUAAGACAUGGCAGGGUGGAUCGGGAUCUGUUCAGGGGGUUCUGUUCUCAAACAUUCAAGUUUCCGAGGUCCAACUUCCAAUUGUGAUCGAUCAGUUCUACUGCGACAAAAGGAAAUGUUCGAACGAAACAGCUGCAGUCGCUCUAUCAGGAAUCACCUAUGAAAAAAUAAGAGGAACAUACACAGUAAAACCUGUCCACUUUGCCUGCAGCGAUAGCCUUCCAUGUAUAGGUGUAACCUUAUCUGCCAUUGAACUAAAACCAGUGCAGGAACGUUACCACCUCUAUGAUCCAUUCUGUUGGCAAACUUUCGGAGAGUUGACCACCCCUACUGUUCCUCCAAUCAGUUGUUUACAGAUUGGGAAGCCAACAAAUAACAGAGUCCAAUCUGAUCAUGAUGUGUGCUGAGCAUUAGUGUAGGUAAUUCAUGUGGUGCAUUCGCUUGUGUGGUCGGCAGUGAUCUCCUGACCCCUCACACCAUUCGUUUGUUAAGUGUAGAGUGUAUAUUUAUUUAGGCCUCAUCCUAGCUUAUAGGCAUUCUUCUUUGAAUGGGAUCAUACCGGUUCCUAGUUUCCACUAUGAGAGAUUAUACAAGCAUGUUAUCAGGUAAAGUCCAAUACUGGAGUACAAGACUGUCUUGUUCAUUAAGGCAGAUUAUUUGAUUGUGAGAUAUUUAUACAAAUGCAUUAUCCACCAGAUGUUCAUCAAUA
This is a messenger RNA of Gossypium raimondii (Peruvian cotton), 1862 nucleotides long. RefSeq names its product polygalacturonase At1g48100. Bases 1 to 1560 code for a protein of 519 amino acids. The transcript is spliced from 7 exons. Gene Ontology annotation, biological process: carbohydrate metabolic process. Gene Ontology annotation, molecular function: polygalacturonase activity. Lineage: Eukaryota; Viridiplantae; Streptophyta; Magnoliopsida; Malvales; Malvaceae. The record is from RefSeq and is a predicted model, not a curated record.